AUGAUUUACGUGAUUUCAUUCGAUUUAUAUCAACGUCUGCACGUUGAUAAAGCAGUCACUUUGGCGAGAUUGGAGGAAGAAUACCAGUCGAAGUUUUGGGGUCGUGUAGAAUGGUCACACGAUCUAAAUCAACAAGAAUCACAAGCACGUUUAGCCGCCGCAGUUUUAUUCGUACAUCUUAAUAGGUCCGAUUGUGUUGAAAAUGUACAAAAAUCUUUGGAUGGAAUGGGAUUAGUAGAUAUCGAUCGUAACGAAGGACGCGUUAUUGUACAUACCGUGGCGCCUUGGUCAAGAAUACAAGAGAAAAUUGAAAACACCGGACGUAAAGCGGUAUUAGCGGGCUUUGGCGGACAAUCUGCUGUUUCAAUUAUAAAUAACACUGGCAGUGAUGUAGAUCAUACUAGCAUUCAACGAGUUGUACGAUUCACAGCCAUAACCAACGAUCAACCAGGUGUAGUAGUAGAUGGGGUAAUAGAUGGCUUAUAA
This is a messenger RNA of Glossina fuscipes, 486 nucleotides long. RefSeq lists its product as uncharacterized. Gene Ontology annotation, molecular function: metal ion binding. The transcript is spliced from 2 exons. Gene Ontology annotation, biological process: mitochondrial proton-transporting ATP synthase complex assembly. NCBI's taxonomy places the organism in Eukaryota, Metazoa, Arthropoda, Insecta, Diptera, Glossinidae. The record is from RefSeq and is a predicted model, not a curated record. Gene Ontology annotation, cellular component: mitochondrion. The coding region runs from base 1 to 486 and encodes 161 amino acids.